CUCCCCCUCGCCAGAUUUCAAUCGAACGAGCGAAGGAGCGAUGGCGUCGAGAUACGAUCGUGCAAUCACAGUGUUUUCCCCCGAUGGGCACUUGUUCCAAGUCGAAUAUGCCAUGGAAGCUGUCAAACGUGGGGCGGUCGUCGUCGGCGUUCGCGGUGCGGAUGUCGUGGUCCUUGCCGUGGAACGUAAGGAAACAGCCAAGCUCCAAGACCCACGCACGGUGCGCAAGAUCUGUAAGGUGGACGACCACAUCACAUUGGCGUUUGCGGGCUUGACCGCCGACGCUCGUGUCCUCGUGAACAAAGCGCGAUUGGAAUGCCAGAGCUACCGCCUCACGGUGGAAGACGCGCCGUCUGUUGAGUACGUCGCUCGGUACGUCGCCAAGGUGCAACAACGCUACACACAGCGAGGCGGUGUGCGUCCGUUUGGCAUUUCCAUGCUCAUUGCGGGCUGCGACACCAAGGGUGUGCCACAAUUGUACCAGACCGAUCCUUCGGGUACGUUCACGGCUUGGAAAGCCAACGCCACGGGACGCAACGAGAAGUCGACUCGGGAGUUCUUGGAAAAGAACUACGUGCAAGACAUGGACGAAGAAGGCGCGGUUCGGUUGGCUGUCAAGGCACUGCUGGAAGUGGUCGAGGCCGGUAGCAAAAACAUUGAAGUCGCUGUCGUCCGUCGCGGCGGUGUCUCAUCGACUGUACCGGACGCGACGGUCGAAUCGGUGUGUGCUUCGAUUGAAAAGGAAAAGGAAGAUGCCCGUGUCGGCGCCGAAGCCAAGGCGGCGGCGUCAUCGUCGUCAUAAGCAUCAUGCAAACAACCCUUGUAGAAGUGGAAGACAGUCGACGACGUAAUUCCAUUCGGUUUUCCA
This is a messenger RNA of Aphanomyces invadans, 868 nucleotides long. RefSeq lists its product as hypothetical. The transcript is spliced from 3 exons. Gene Ontology annotation, biological process: ubiquitin-dependent protein catabolic process. The record is from RefSeq and is a predicted model, not a curated record. NCBI's taxonomy places the organism in Eukaryota, Oomycota, Saprolegniomycetes, Saprolegniales, Verrucalvaceae. Gene Ontology annotation, cellular component: proteasome core complex, alpha-subunit complex; nucleus; proteasome core complex. Bases 41 to 802 code for a protein of 253 amino acids.